Molecule: messenger RNA, 2921 nt
Organism: Marasmius oreades (fairy-ring Marasmius)
Lineage: Eukaryota; Fungi; Basidiomycota; Agaricomycetes; Agaricales; Marasmiaceae
Exons: 18
Coding region: 134-2722 (862 amino acids)
Biological process (GO): DNA-templated transcription; regulation of DNA-templated transcription
Cellular component (GO): nucleus
Molecular function (GO): zinc ion binding; transcription cis-regulatory region binding; DNA-binding transcription factor activity, RNA polymerase II-specific
Source: RefSeq, a predicted model, not a curated record
CUACCAACUACGACACAGUAAUCGUAGAUACGAGGAAAUCGACUAAUAUUGAUUGCAGGCUUCAAGUCUAGCCAGUCAUAUUACACAGGUUGUCACUAAUUUCUCCCUCCCCGAGUCCUUUCUCCUCUUCACGAUGAACAUCCAAGGCCCUACAGCCUCUACUUCAGGCAAGAAUCAGGAUGAAAUGACUGGAGACGACAAGAAUAACGAAAAGCGUGAAGUUAAACCAGCGGUGAAAACCCUUAACAGAGUCCCACGUGCCUGCAAUGCAUGCAGAAAACAGAAGAUGCGUUGUGAGGGCGCCGAUAACCCUCCUUGUCGUCGUUGUCGCAACACAGGGUUAGAAUGUCUGUUUGAGAAGCCGUCGAGAGAAGCUAGUCUCACUGGUGAAGCUGGUCUAGAGCGAAUACGCAGCUUGGAGGCACAUGUUGCGGAUAUUCGACAUACACAAUCUUCCAUUUUAACCGUACUCACCGAGAUACAAACACAGUUGCGCGGUAGUAUUGCUCGUUCACCUUCAGCAUUCCCUCAUUUCCAUCAACAAUCACCAAACCUUCAUUCCCCCUCAGUAUCUACUCCGCCCACCGUUCAGAUACACGGAAGUGAUGUCCAUCCUUCCCCAUCUGGCCCCACAAAUGUUUAUCCUCACGGUGACUCCAGCCAGCAGUCCCGUCUACCACCAAGGCCCUCCAUUGGUACGCACCAUCCGUCGUUUUCUCAGACAUCUCAAAUUUCGCCCGGAGAUUAUCAGUCUUCCCAAUCCACACCUGCACCGAUGAACAACUAUCCUUCUGGAUAUAAUAGCGGUAAUGGUCCCUCAUCACAAGGCCCCAUUCUUCCACCUUUCUCCACCAUUCAAGCUAUCGGAGGCAGUCAUCAGCAAGUCUCGUCUAAGAGGCCUGCGCCAGGGUCCUCUAACGUCACGAGUGCAGCCUCGUCUGAUGUUGAAGAUGAAGAUAGCGGUGAACUACCGGCGUCCGGUUUACUCGCGCCAUGGGAGGUCCUCAGAGGUCUGGCCGACGUUGCCUCCGAAAGGGCAGCUAAGGAAAACGGCGAAAUCAGUCGGGCCCGCACCCCCACUCCUGAAAGACAGACUAGGCCUGCCAAACGCCGGAAACUGCGUCACAGGAGCCAACGCAUGUUGACUUUCCCUGACGUGGUCACCAAAAAUAUCAUUUCAGACGUGGAGGCUCACGAAUUGUUCCGAAUCUUCUAUCACGGGUGUUCUACCUUCUUGCCUGUGUUUGACUCAAAUACCGAUACUUUCGAGGCGUUGCAUGAGCGAUCACCGUUUGCUGUCAAUUGCAUAUGUAUGGUUGCCUCGCGUGUACGAGAUGGGGGUGGAAAACAGAGUGAAAUCUCCAAGAAAUGUUUGGACGAGGUGCAGUCAAUCUCAUGUGCCACAUUAUUCUUGCCUGUCAAUCGCAUCGAAGCGGUACAAGCCAUGGUAUUAGUUUCUGGAUGGUCGGAUAAUGGUUGGCUAAGUGGUGGGCAUGCGGUCCGCAUGGCAAUGGAGCUCUCUCUUCACAAGGCAUGGCCAAGGCUUCUACGAAGAAUGAGAGCUCAAAAGGUCAGUAUAAAGGAUGACCGUGAGCUGGUCGUUUCUGCGCGGACGUGGUUCUGCCUAUAUCUAUUCGAACACCAGAUGUCUUAUGGGACCGGGCGCCCCGCUGUGCUGAAAGAAGACGAGAGUAUCGCUAACUGUCGUCUACUACUUCAACACCCGUCGGCCAUUGAGGAUGACAUGCGGCUUGUCUCCACUGUGGAACUCAUCAUGAUUCGUGAGCGCGUUCACAACGCUCUUGCACCGUUCGAUGAGCCCGUCAAAGAUUCCGACUUUGAAGAGCUUCGAAAAGCGGACGUCCAGUUCCAAAGUUGGUAUGCUACGUGGGAUCAAUGUUUCUCCCAAAAGUAUGAAGAUGUUGCAUUCUAUCGGCAAAGCCUCCAGAUUCAGCAACUUCAUGCUGAACUCUUCCACAAUGCUACUACUCUUCGAGGGAUCAACGGACCCGAGGACGUGGAACGAAUGCCCGUGGUGCAGCGCGAACUUGCCCUUAGAUCGAUUCGGAUUGCGCGUCAAGGAUUGGAUAUCACAGUGAACUCUCCAGCUUACAGGGAAGGGAUGAAAUAUUCUGUGCACUACACUCACGUCACAGCGACGUUUAUGGCCUCGUUUCUACUGAGACUGGCACGUUUAUUCCCCGAACAGUGUGAUGUCUACGAGGUCAAAAAUCAAGUUGAGCGUUUGGCCACGUUAAUGGCCGAGAUACCAUUUCCCCGCUAUGCACUAACGCUCGAGCUGAUGCUCAAGCGUUUCCAGAUGCGAUCCAACUCCCUCUCUCCGAAAACAACUCGUGGUGAGCCGAUGAACACCCAGGGACAGACAGUUCCACAUCGGCCACCACAAGUGGAUAACCUAAACAUCAUGAUGCGACAGAAUUCUUCUCAAGUACCAUACUCACCUGCAUACGAAACGUUCCCACCAGGCCAUCCACAGCAUCAGCAUAUGGCGCACCCUCAUGCACAACAACAACAAAAUUAUGCAUACCCUGCCGAAGCAGAUCACAUUUGGAGUGGUUUUGAAAUGACAUCCAACGAACAACUUCCAGUCUGGAUGUCAGAUCAAACGUUGGGCGGUCACCAGUUUUCACAACACGGAAUGGAAUCGUUUUUAUUACCCCCAGAGUACUCACAGGCUGCCCAGCCUCCUCAAAUCUGGUAACGACUAUCUUAUGUAAUCUGGCUUAUUUAUUAUCUAUCUUUGCUCUGUGUUUGCAUCGGAUUCGUCGUGUUCUCCUGGCUAUUCUAUACCCUUUCCGAAUCUCUUGUUUGAUGUACUGACCGCAUAUGUAAAAUCUAAUCUAACGUUACCCCAGUCUUGGGGUGCCGGUCCGGCUAUAGGAUUUACCGGUUGAACACCG